CGCGUUUCCGUGUUGAGGCAGACGCUGUGUUUGUCGCGUGCGGAAGACGAGGAAGAGGAAAGAUUUUAAAACUAAACUUUGAAUUCGAAUAAAGUAGAGUUUAAAAAAUGUUCAUUUUAUCAUUCUGUGUCCUUUUUUGGACAUUCGUGGCAAUAAAUGGCGAGAAGCACUCCCUCACGUACAUCUACACGGCCUUUUCCCAUCCUGUGAAGCUCCCAGGCAUCCAUGAAUUCACUGCUAUGGGUCUGCUGGAUAACAGAAUGAUCGACUACUAUGACAGCUCUGUGCAAAAGAAAAUUCCCAAACAGGACUGGAUGAAGGAGCGACUCCAGCAGGAAUACUGGGAUAAAGGCACACAGUCCCGGCAGAGCAAGCAGCAGUGGUUCAAGGUUAACAUCGACAUCCUGAUCAACCGAAUGAGACAAACGUCUAAUGACACUCACGUUCUUCAGUGGAUGCAUGGAUGUGAAGGUGAAGAAGAUGAACAAGGCAACCUCCAGUUUAAGCGUGGCAUGGACAUGUACAACUAUGAUGGAGAUGACUUCCUGGCUUUUGAUGAUAAACAUCAAGUUUGGGUGGCUGCAGCAGAUGCAGCAUUCCCCACCAAGAGGAAGUGGGAUGAUGUCACAGCUCUGAAAGACUACACCAAGGGUUACCUGGAGAAGGAGUGCAUGGAAUGGAUGAAAACCUUUCUGAGUUAUUCAAAGCAGCAGCUAAGAAAUGCCUCUCCUCCUGACGUUUACAUAUUCGCUAAAAAAGCCAAAGAGUCCUCCAACAUUGUGCUGACGUGCCUCGCCACAGGCUUUUAUCCAAAAGACAUCACCCUAAACAUCAGAAGAGAUGGGCGUGUCCUCACUAAAGACGAUGGAGUGAUGAGUUCUGGAGUUCGUCCGAAUCACGAUGAAACCUUCCAAAGAACAGAUUAUGUGGAGAUUUUAAGGAGUGACUCUGCUAACUACACCUGUGAAAUCAUUCAUCCAGCUUCUGACAUGCAUGUUGUGAAAACAUGGGAUCACCACCUUCCUCCUGUUGAUAAAAAUAACCUUGGUCUUUAUGUUGGCAUCGUCAUUGGUCUGCUCGUUUUGAUUUUGGGCUCAAUUAUCGUGUUUCUUGUCAAAAAUCCGGGAAUCUUCAGACUUAAAUAUCAGCCAACCAAGAAUAAAGAUCCAGAAGACGUGAAUUCAGGUCCUAAGUUUGAAAUCCCUCUCACCAAGGAAGACAAAAACUCGGGUUCAUCUCUUAACAGCAACGACUCUGCUAUCGGUGGUUGUAACUGAAAAAUCAAGCUCGUCUUCUUGGAACAGGGGGGGUCAGUGAGCCUGCAUGUUUUCCAGACAUCCCCCCCCUACUCCCAUCUUCUGACCUGGAUCAGACGAGCCUCACCAGAGAAGGAGGGUAUGUUGGAGCACAAGCCGGAAGCAGCUCUCUGUCCAGAACGUCCCAUUACAAAGAUUGUAACAAUUACAAAAAACAAAACCUCUCAACCACAUUAUAUUCCCCAAAUGUUUAAAGUGCCUUGUCGUCUGGACAGAUAAUUUCUGUGAUUAAACUGUUUUAGCUUUGGUUUAGAAAAAGGAUAUGGUCAUAAUUCUGAGAUGUCUUCAUUGUGAAAAAUAUCUGGAGUCAGGUUAGUUUCCCCAAAAAAUAAAUCAUAUAAACUAAAUCAGUUAUAUCCUAAUUAUAAAAUAAAAGUACAAUUAGAAUCAAGCAAGGAAAACAAAAGAGACUAAAUGCCUUUGCUUCACACUGGAUUAUUAUAUUCAAUUAUCUCUUAUAUGUAUAAAUAUCCAGAAAUGUUUGCUUGGCUGUAAAAUAACAGCACUAUGCAAGAGAAUGAGUUAUUUAGAAACAUGUGACCCAUUUCUGCCUUGAUUCUUUGUUUUACACAGUUUUCAUUUAGUAAAAAAAAGACAUUUUUACUGUAGUUUCAACAUUUCAGAUGCUAUGAAUCAGGUUGGAAAGUAAUUUGUAAAAUUAAAAAAUAAAUCACUCAAAGCACUUUUAAAAUAUAAGGAUAUGAUCAAAGGAUUUGGUCAACCACUUAAUUUUUUAAUUUUAUUGAAUGUUUUAAAGGAUUUUUUUAUGUUUUAAGGUUUAAAAAAAAAAGCCAAAAAUAUGUGAGGGUAAAUGGCCGAGAAAGUUUGCAUUAUCAGAAUUAACACACGCUGUGGAGGCCUGAACCGUCUGAUGCAAAGAGAACGUACAUAAAAUGUACUAUGUGAUAAUGCACAUAGGUAUCCAUUAACCCGUUUAUACCAUGGUCACUUAUAGUAGAAAUAAGUAUUCAAUCAAUUCUUACUACUUUAUUCUUGCUUUUUUUUUGGUUUAGAUCUUUUUUUUAAAUAAAAAAUGUAAAUUUUGUUACGUGAUGCCUUGUUGUCACGGUAACAUGACAACACGCCGCUGCAGUCGGCCCCGACCUCGACUGUAGCAGCAAAGGAAAGAGAUGUAAACGCUGAUGGUUACGAUGAGUCAAAGCAUCAGUUCAGACAGAAAGUUCAGCUGUUAGCUUGUUUUUGUCCGGAUGAUGAAGAUAAAGGUUGUUUUAUAGAAGCCAGCGCAGUGAUACAGAACAUUUAAGCUAUGUGACCAGAACUACUUUUUAGGCGUGGACUGUCCCUGUCCGUUAUCACUUUUUAAUGCACAGCCAGCAGCCAAUCAGAAGGAAGUAUUCACUCAGACCAGGGUAGAAUCAUUUAAGAACGUUAUUCAAUGAAUGCUACGCUUCCGUUUUAGCUCAAACUUUUAGUUAUUUGUUGAUGUUGUUUUCUUUUGCUCAUUUAUGUUGAUUUGACUUGUUACAUUUCUGUUCUGAACAGUUUUCAUAAUUUUACUUUAUGUUACAGCUUCUAAGAUAUUUUGAAGUGUUACUCAAUAAGUGCAGCUUUUGUCUAAUUUCUGAGCAACACAUUUCAUGAAGCCAUAGUAGUAUUAAAUGUUACACAGACUGAGAUGUCUGCUUUCUUUCUAAAUUAUAUUUGGAAACAAAUCCGUUAUUAUUUUAGAGACUGUUAGAGAUGAGAUUAACAUCACACUAUGGAAGACUAUUGCAUUCAAUAAAACAAGUUAUUUUAUUUAAAAAAAGUCCCCAGAAGUGACCUUUGUAGUUCUUUAAAGUAAUAGAACGGAAAUGACGGAAGAAAAUCUGAACAAACAGACUGAGCACUUAUCUGCUCAUGAAAACUAUAAGAUGGGCUGCCGUCAUAAGUGUCAUAGGUGUGAUGUUUUUGGUUUAUGUUCUCGUCACGAUCUUUCCGGUCUGUUUUGUUCUACCUGUUAACUUUGUUGACAAACAUUACAGAGCAGAACGUUGGAAAUAUUAAAUAUUGACCAAAAUGAACUGCUUAUCUUGUUUGUCAGUCGAUCCCGACGACGAUAUCGAGCACAAACCCGUGACGUCUGUGGCCUGCUGGACGCUCACGUUAUAGUGCGGUUAACUUUUUGUCUCGCAGUCAAGAAUUUUCUUUUCUAUGUUUUUUUGUGUUUUUCCACUUUUUGCAAAAAAAAAUCUGAUUUUUAUACAUAUUUUUUUACGUUCUCAAAAAUAUUUAAAUGAAAAUCACAGUAAAAAAUUAGAAUGAAUAUCCUCCUUUUUUAUUUUAUUGAAUGCAAUAUGCUUCCAUGCGACACACUGACUGUACGAUAAUAAAUUCAGGCUGCAUUUAAGCCAAGUUUCACUGAACUGUAGUAGCUAAAGAUGAGCCCUAGAGGGCGUUCAAUGGUCAAUUUGAUUUGUUACUUGUACCUGUGUUGUCUCUAAAAAUAAAUAAAUAAAAACAAAA
Molecule: messenger RNA, 3782 nt
Organism: Oryzias latipes (Japanese medaka)
Lineage: Eukaryota; Metazoa; Chordata; Actinopteri; Beloniformes; Adrianichthyidae
Product: H-2 class I histocompatibility antigen, Q10 alpha chain-like
Biological process (GO): immune response
Cellular component (GO): external side of plasma membrane
Source: RefSeq, a predicted model, not a curated record